AUGUUUACAGUGGAAACAACAGAACAUGUGGUGGAAACCGGGGCUAAAGUUAGCGCUGAUAUGGGAAAGAAACGAUUGGAAGAUAGUAUUCCAGUAGUGGAAAUACGAGGUGAAGGGAAACCGAUGUCAGCAGCGCAAAUUAGGGAACUUGAGGAAGCUGCAAACGGGGGUCCUCUGGACAUAAAGAUUGAAAAAACAUGGCGUCCAGCAAAAUGUCCUCGCGCUGCAAAGAGAAAAGAUUUUGUAACAUUCCAUUAUAAGGCGUUCACAGAAGCAGGUAAAAAAUAUGAUCAAACUUAUGGAAGAGAUCCAAUUCGAAUGCAACUUGGAGUUGGAAUGGCAAUGCCAGGCUUGGAUAAGGGUCUUAAAGGCAUGUGCGACACUGAACUAAGGAAACUUCACAUUCCAUACAGGCUUAGCAGGAAGAAGAAGAGCAGAGUUUGGAAGAAUAUUUUGAACGACGAACAUUGGCUAGUUUUCAAUAUUGAAAUGUUGUUGGUCGAGCCUUGGACUAUUAAUGGCCAAUUUCAAUUUCUUGACUUGAAUAACGACACCUAUCUUACUCAGGACGAGCUUGUCAAAUUCCAAGAAAAGAUGAAGAAAGAUUUUGGCAAAACUUGGAGUAAUCAAGACAUUGACCUUGUUGAUGCAGCCAAGUACUAUAUCAAAUAUUUUGAUGCAGACGGCGAUGAAAAGGUUAAUGUCAAAGAAUUUCGAGCAGUCUUUGAACGUGACAUGGCAUCUAUGGCCAGUCACGCGAAGGAGAAGAAACCAGAAGGACGUAGGCGAGACCCAGGAAUAGGAUGGAUACUUGAUUUUAACAACGAUGGAGUUGUUUCCAUUGAGGAAAACAUUCAAGCUGAUGAAGUACUGAAAGGUAAACCAUCAAUUGCACCACCAGUUGUCAAAGAUGAACUAUAA
This is a messenger RNA of Enterobius vermicularis (human pinworm), 921 nucleotides long. Lineage: Eukaryota; Metazoa; Nematoda; Chromadorea; Rhabditida; Oxyuridae. The record is from the annotation of a GenBank genome assembly.